CGCAGAACAGAAUAUUGAGCCACGCCCCUCCAUAGUCAGUGCCUAUAAAUUCUGAUGCAGCUUUUGUCAGGCAACCUGACAAGAUGGGUACCACAAUGUUCUUCGCUUGGAUGAUACUGUUAAUUUCCGAAACUCUGCAGACUACCACAGUUUCUGGAUAUACAACAGCUUCAGAAACAGAAACACCGGGAUACACUCCAUCAUGGCCCUGGUACACAACAACUGCCUAUUACGACUGUGGUGGCCACCUCUCAGGUUUUUCUGGGGAAUUCUCUAGUCCAAACUAUCCUAGUUACUAUCCAAACAAUGCACGAUGCAUCUGGGAAAUACAAGUGGAAUAUAAUAGUUACGUAUACGUCCAGUUUGACCAUAUUGCACUGGAACCGAGUAGUAACUGCAAUCACGAUUUUAUUGAAAUCUAUGAGCGACAGCCAAAUGCAUCUACUUUGCUGGGAAGAAUAUGUACUGGUAGCUAUGAAAUAUUUACAUCCAAUUCAAACAGAAUGACCGUUGUGUUUUCGAGCGAUGGCAGUUACCAAAAUACAGGAUUUCAUGCUUCUUAUUAUACUGUCUUCAUAGACUCGACGACACCUGCUACUACUACUACUACUACUACAUGGCUGUCUUCAACAGACUAUUACCACUGUGGUGGCUACCUCUCAGGUUCUUAUGGGACAUUCUCUAGUCCAAACUAUCCUAGUUACUAUCCAAGCAAUGCACGAUGCAUCUGGGAAAUACAAGUGCAAUACAAUGGUUAUGUACAUGUCCAGUUUGACCAUGUUGCACUGGAGCAGGACACUAACUGCACUCACGAUUUUAUUGAAAUCUAUGCGCAAGAGUCAUACACAUCUACUUUGCUGGGAAGAAUAUGUACUGGUGGCUAUCAAGCAUUUACAUCCUAUUCAAACAGAAUGAUGGUUGUGUUUUUGAGCGAUGGCAGUUACCAAAAUACAGGAUUUCAUGCUUCUUAUUAUACUUUCUUCCGAGACUCGACGACACCUGCUCAUACUACUACUACAACAUGGUGGCCUUCAGGUGUUUUUGAUCUCAGACUGGUGAAUGGCCAGAACAGCUGUGAGGGCCGUGUCGAAAUUUAUGCCAAUGGAACCUGGGGGACAGUGUGUGAUGAUUUGUGGGACAUAAACGAUGCUCAAGUUGUAUGCAGGCAGCUUGGAUGUGGAUGGGCCAUUUCUGCACCAGGAAGUGCCCGAUUUGGUCAAGGCAGAGGAAAUAUUUUCCUGGAUGAUGUGCAGUGCAGAGGAAAUGAACACUUUGUCUGGCAAUGUCAACACGGAGGGUGGGGCAUACACAACUGUGGCCACAGUGAAGAUGCCGGUGUCAUUUGUUCAGAUCCGACGACACCUGUUUCUACUACUACUCCAACAUGGCUGUCUUCAACAGCAAAAUAUACUUGUGGUGGUGUCCUUCAGUCUUCAUCGGGGACAUUUCAAAGUCCGUUCUAUCCUGGGAAUUAUCCAAACAAUGCAGAUUGUGUGUGGGAAAUAGAAGCAGUGAGCAAUUACCGUGUAACACUUUCAUUUAGCGAUAUAGUGACAGAAGGUGGUACAUGCCGGUAUGAUUAUAUUGAGAUAUAUGAUGGGCCACUCUAUACCUCUCCUUUACUGGGGAAAAUUUGUUAUGGUUCCUAUCGCACAUAUACAUCGUCCUCAAACUUGAUGACAGUUCGAUUUCACAGUGACUCGAGUAUAACAAAGAGAGGGUUCCGUGCUGCCUAUUACACUAUUCCAGCAGAUCAGAAUACUACUCUUCUGUGCUUGCCAGAAUACAUGCAUGCAGUUGUUAACAGAGCCUAUCUCCACUCACAUGGCUACAAUGCAUGGGAUGUCAGCUUGAAUGACCCUUAUUGUAGACCAAACAUUACAUCAAACUAUGUUAUAUUCAACAUCCCAUACAAUGGCUGUGGCACAAGACGAGAGGGAAACAACAACACUAUCAUCUAUUCCAACUUGAUCAAAGCAAUCUCUUCUGGUUACAUAAUCAAAAGGCAAAAAGAUCUUCACUUGCAUAUCAAUUGCAAAAUGCUCCAAAAUAGAUGGAUAGAAAUAAUGUAUGUUGCAGAGGAUGUUACUGAAGUCAAUGAAACUCAGUACGGCAGAUACAACGUGACCAUUUCAUUUUAUAAAUCAUCAUCCUUCUCAUGGCCAGUGUAUGACUCUCCAUACUACGUUGACUUGAACCAGGAUUUAUUCCUUCAAGCUUCAAUUCACAGCUCUGACCCAAAUCUAGUCUUGUUUUUGGACACGUGUGUUGCAUCACCCGAUCCCAAUGAUUUUACAACAGUAACCUAUGACAUUAUCAGGAGCGGGUGUGUUAGAGAUCAUACCUACCAUACGUACUAUUCACCCUACAGCUCCACCAUACGCUUCAAAUUUAAUGCCUUCAAGUUUAUUAACAACCAUACAUCAGUUUACCUGCAGUUUAAAAUGGUGGUGUGCAGGGUAUAUGAUUAUUCUUCCCGAUGCUACCAGGGCUGCAUACCCAGGUCCAAGAGAGAUACAAGCUCUUACCAAGAAGAAGUGGAUGUUAUUCUUGGGCCUAUUGAGCUUCAGAAAGAUGGCACUAAGAACAGGAAUGCUGAGCUGGACUAUUCUGAACAUCAGGAAGAUGUCGAUUCCCGUGGUUCACUUACCACUACUGCUGGUCAUUCCCAGGCUCCAUUUAUUGUUACGGGUCUGGUGCUUGCAGCUGUUAUUUUCACUCUUGUUGGGUUUCUUUUGAAAAAUAAACUGAGGAGACCGAUUCCAUACGAGAUAAUGUGAGACACUACAGAUACGAGCAUCAGGGCAUUUAUGUAAUGAUUCAGUUUCUAGCAUUUGCACUAAAUAACUUUUAUACAACAAAUCAUGCUUUAAAGAGAAAGCAUGAAAACCUUAUUGUAAUGAGACUACACUCUGAGUUCAGGUAAAUUCAGGCUAGAGAUGGGCCUGAUGUUAAAACCCACCUCCAAAAUAACAGGAGAAGGUAGGAGAAGUUUGAAUCUAGAUCCCAACUCUCUAACUUGCUGCCUUUUCCAUGGACUUGAACACCAGCCCCAUAUCCGGCCCACCAGCUCCCUCCCCUCAAUCUAGAACCAGACUUUGCAGCUCAGGACUAUCUCUAGUCUAGAUAGGCCAAAAACUUGGUUCAAUUCCUGUUUCACCAUAAACAUCUUGUGUGAUCAUGGGCGAGUCACACAGUCUCUCUGGGCUCAAUUACCCAUCUGUAAAAUGGAGAUAACAACAUAGGGUUGUUGUAAGGAGAAAUAUAUAAGAGAUGGACAGAUAUUACAGGGAAUUGAGCCAUACAAGUACUUAAGAUAGACAGAGAGGACUUUGUUUUGACAACUUUAUACAUAAUAAAGGGCAGUCUGACAUUAUUUUUAUGUUUUCUUUUGCGCCUACCUAGCACAUUCCAGUCACUUCUGAUCAUCAAGAUAUUUAGAUUGUAAUGCAUGUUUUCUUCCUCAUAAUCUUCCUCUCAAGACCGGUGUUUCUAACAUCUCAAAUAGUCUGACAUGGAAAUUAUGGUGAGGAGUCAAAUGUAAUAGAUCGUGCAAAUUUGUAGGAUGGGAUGAUUUUCAGUCUAAAUGAAUCUCUUAUGUAAACGCAGCAAUUUAAAAUUAGAAAAGUGUUACAAAGCAAUAUUUCUAUUUGUGUACUUGCAAAUAUAAUGUCUCUGCAUCUCCAAAUUACUGCUUUGCAAUAUGAAGAAUGUGGUUUGUGAUAAAGAAAC
Trachemys scripta elegans is the source of this 3732-nucleotide messenger RNA. RefSeq names its product deleted in malignant brain tumors 1 protein-like. Bases 84 to 2780 code for a protein of 898 amino acids. Lineage: Eukaryota; Metazoa; Chordata; Testudines; Emydidae. Gene Ontology annotation, cellular component: membrane. The record is from RefSeq and is a predicted model, not a curated record. The transcript is spliced from 20 exons.